CGGCUGUCAUUUUGAGACUGUACCAUUACUAAACACGCACUUCCAUUUCCUUCAUGUGUUUUUGCAGACAAGGACAAGCUCCAGUGUCAGCGCUGUUUUCAUUUAGCCGAAUCAAACAUGGCGAGGUUCCUUAGGCCCGGUAUCAGGAGUUUUGUCACCUCUCAGCUGAGAAUGUCAUCCGACCAGCUGGGUGAACUAGGUAAAGGUGCAGGGAAAGGUGGAGGAGGCGGAGGCUCCAUUAGAGAUGCGGGUGGAGCCAUGGGAAAGAGGCAGGCUGCUGAGGAGGAGCUGUACUUCAAACGUAAAGAAAAGGAGCAGCUGGCUGCGUUGAGGCAGCACCACGAGGAGGAAAUCGACCACCAUAAAAAGGAGAUUGAACGUCUGCAGCGUGACAUUGACCGCCACAAGGGAAAGAUCAGAAAGUUGAAGCACGAUGACUGAGUCAAUCCCUUCAAAACGUCCAACCUUCAGUCAUCAGAGGCGCCUUUUUUGUAAACACACCGAUAACAAUGCAGACUGUAUUAUCUGGCAAAUCCGGAUAAUAUAGGAUGUUCUCUGUAAGUGUUGACAAAUAAAUAAAACUGUUCAUGAAAUUACA
Oryzias latipes (Japanese medaka) is the source of this 598-nucleotide messenger RNA. It is a transcript of the gene atp5if1b, whose product is annotated as ATP synthase inhibitory factor subunit 1b. NCBI's taxonomy places the organism in Eukaryota, Metazoa, Chordata, Actinopteri, Beloniformes, Adrianichthyidae. The record is from RefSeq and is a predicted model, not a curated record. Gene Ontology annotation, cellular component: mitochondrion. Gene Ontology annotation, molecular function: ATPase inhibitor activity. Gene Ontology annotation, biological process: negative regulation of ATP-dependent activity.